Molecule: messenger RNA, 3380 nt
Organism: Hydractinia symbiolongicarpus
Lineage: Eukaryota; Metazoa; Cnidaria; Hydrozoa; Anthoathecata; Hydractiniidae
Product: leucine-rich PPR motif-containing protein, mitochondrial-like
Exons: 32
Coding region: 24-3170 (1048 amino acids)
Molecular function (GO): protein binding
Source: RefSeq, a predicted model, not a curated record
AUCGGCUUAAUGGAACUUUAAAAAUGGCGUUCGUGUUGGUGAAGAACGUGCGCUCCUUUUUAUCGCCAACUACAGCAAUAGCUUGCAGAUAUCGCCACGCUGCUCGCUCAAUUUCCAAUAGUUAUGGAAUAGGAUUAUCCCUUAAACCACUAGGUAGCAGUCUUAAACGAACGCAAGGCUCUAGUUUUUGUAGAUUACUAGAGACAGCUGCAGCAGCACCAAGCCUGGAAAAUAAUGCUGAACGACCAACUGAAAAAGAUUUGACAUCAAAUCAAAAGAAGGAAAGCGACGAUGCUCAAAAGAUACAAAAAUACAAUAGGUUUAAAACUAAGUCAGCUUUCUUAAAGCAUUUUAAUGAAAAACUUGAAUCAGGGGAAGUAUUGACUACUGCACAAGCAUUUGCCUUUUUAAAAUCUUGUGGACCUCGAAUGGUUGGCGAAACUGAUGCAUCUAGAAAUGAGCUAGUGAAUUAUGUCUGGAAAAAGCUUGAAGAAAAUGGAGUUCCAUUACAAACAGGACUGUGGAAUACUUUAUUAUCUGUGUAUGUUGAAAACAACCACGAUUUUGUACCAUUAGAAUUUUUACGCAACGUAUGGGAGAAGUCUUCUGCUGAACCAAAUAAAACAACAUUCUCAUUACUCAUUCAAGCAUAUGCAAUCAGAGGAGACCCAGCAGGAGCCAUGAAGAUUGUUGAAUUUAUGAUGAAUAAUAAUGAUGCAAGAAUGACGGAACAUAUAUAUGCUUGGUUGGUCAAAGCUUUUGCAAAAAAGGGGGAUAUGGAAGGAGUUGAGGAAAUCCUGCGUUCAAUGAGGGAGAGUGGGAUUCGACCAAGACAUACAACAUAUGGUCAUCUUAUAAAUGCUCACGCUGAAAGAGGAGAUCUAGAAAGUGUAAAUAAGGCCAUCUUGGAGAUGAUUGAUAAAAGAUUGUAUCCAACAGCUGAUAUAUACACAAACCUUAUCGAUCAUCUUUCUCAUGGUGGACAUCAUGAGUUAAUCCCGCAAGUGUGGGAACGUAUAGAAUCUAUGGAGUUCAUGAAUGAAGACAUAAUUCCAUUAGUGCAAAAAUGUGUGACGAGAGGCGACUAUGACAGUGCUUUAACUUUACUGUUGUGCUCUACCAAACAAUUGACGAAACAAGAAACUUACUACCGCUACCUUCAAACAAGAAUUUUCAGCAUGUUAAGAUUUUCCGAAAAAGAUUUAUCGGAGUAUACCAAGGUGAUAGAAUUGUUUGGGAGACGAUUUUCAAUAUCAAUGAUCUCAAGAUUGUAUUCAGUUGUGAAUUUCUUUCUAUCCAAGGAUGAGCCAGAAACUGCUAUUGGUGUCUUGGAAAGAAUUAUGGCUGAUAAAUCAGUUAAAAUACAAAUAUUCCAUCCAAUCUUGAAAUACUAUGCUGAUAAAAAGGAUGUACAUGGUAUCGUCAAAGUAUUCAACUUUGUCACUGAAAAAGGGUUGAAAUUAGACUACUACUGUUAUAAAAAUAUUCAGCCCGCCAUAGAUGACAUGGAAAGCGAGGAGUACAAAACAUUUAUUAGUCUCAUUAAGGAGAACGAGAAAAUAAUAUUACCAUUUCACAUUGUUUCAUCAAUGUUAAAAGAGGACCAUGUGGAGCUGAGUAAAAUCGGCGAUAUAGUUGACAAUGCAUCGCCAGCAGACUUAUUUAAAUCUAUGAAAUCGCUAAAAGAAGCUUUAACUGGGGAUUUUAACCCAACUGAUGCUUCUAAGAUAAUCAAAGUUUUGCACCAGCGAGGAAUGACAGAUAUAACUGUGCUAAUUGAUGAAGUAAUGACUGGCUUGGUAGUUCAUAAAGAACCCAAAACAGAUGAAGCAUUACAAUUCUUGAAGUUGUUGAUGGAAAAUGAUGUACCCAUCUCAUCUCAUUCGUACACAAAAAUGUUAAAAUCCUUGCAUGGUAAUGGAAUGUCAGAUCAAUUUUUUAUGUUUGUGCGAUUAAUGAAAGAGCACGGCAUUGACCCAGAUGUGCACCAGUACUAUCAAAUGUUAAAGAUGGCAGCUACAGUUGGAAACAGCAUGGCGGCUCAGUUUUGUUUUGACAAAGUACAGGAGUCUUCUGAUUUUCCUGACCGCAAACACGAACUUUAUGAGUAUUUGAUCACAGCCUAUGGAAGAGAUUCAGAAAACUUUAAAAUCAUUCCAACAUACAUUCAGGCUCGGGAUUCGGAGAACGGGUUAAAGGUUAUACAACUAUUUGAGGAAAUGCAAGAGAAAAAUUACAGGCCAAGUCCUGGCACUAUUACUCAAGUCAUAAAAAGUUACUUGCUGCGAAGUGAUGUUGAAGGUGCCAAAAAAGUGAUUGAAGAAUAUGGUGAAGGAAAAGAGCAACUAAGAAAAAGUGUAAAGAAUUCAUUUAUGAGAGCCUACGUGGCAAGUAAAGAUUUUGAAGCUGCUGAAAAUCUGUUCAACCAAAUGAAAGAAGAAUCCCUCCUCUCUUCUCUGCAGUACAAUGAAAUGAUGCGCAUGUGUGAAAUCACAGGGGAUACUGAAAGAGUGGAGUCUUUGUACAAAGAAAUGAUUGAGAAUGACUUUCAACCGAACGUGUUUACCUAUCUACAUCGUAUCCGUACUUUUUUGGCGGCGAAACAGCCGGAAAAGUGUAUUGACAUUAUAAAAGAAAAUAUAGCCAGUGGUAAAAAUCUUCUUCGUGUUGAUAUAUUCAUGAUAGUGUUACGACAUCUUGUGCCCACUGGAAAUACAGAAAACGUCAAAAAAGUGAUUGACUUGAUUAAAGAGCACCAUCUGACGAAAGUACCACCCAAACGAUUAGAUCAUGCACUGAGUUUGGUGUACGUAAAAGCUGGUGACAUCGAGGAAGCGUCAAAGUUAUUACCAACAACAGGCGAUGGAUCAGAUGAACCUGUGGAAAUUGAACUAAACCCAUAUCGCAAGGUUGCAAAAACUGCUUCACUUGAAGGGGAUGUUGAAUAUAUAGAAAAUAUCAUGAAGUUUCUAAAAGUAAACGGACUUCAUUAUCAAUCACUGGAUACAUUUUAUUUGUUAGCCUUAAAUCGCAGAGAUGACGUCGACGGAAUUCGACGACUGUAUCAAGAGCGGAUUGACGAGGGGUCGGCACCGACAGAAAAAUUCAUGACCAUGCUGGAAUCAAUAAUUGAAAGCAGAGGGAUUAAAGAUUUUCCAUUGCCUCGAUAGCUCAGUAUUCGAAAUGGAAGUAUAACGUUGGGACACGCGAGUCUGUACCAUGCAGGAAAUUUUACAUCACGUGGGAACACCGCAUAUGACUUAAAAGAUUCGUCCACAAGAACUGCUUGUAAAUUUAAAAAGCAUCAGUUAGAGUUUCAGUUUCAUGAAUAUAUUUUUUGUACACCAACAAACAGUUUUUAAUAAUACAUCUCGUCGUAA